CCACACUAAUACAAACCGAACCUGCAUUUAAAAAUCGCAAAAUCAAAUCAUUGGAUAACCGCACCCAACAAUACAAUUUACAGUUUGGUUUGGCUUUGAAACUGCCUCUUUUCAAACCCUACUAAUUAAAGAGAUUCGUAAUACAUUAGACUAACGUCUCAUUUUCUACAUUAAACAAGCUUAGUCAAACGCCUCAAGAGGUAUUUUCCUUUUCAAAUAAGCUUAGUCAAACUCCCUCAGGAGGUAUACGCCAAUCAAUUAUUUAUGUCAUUCAUACGCUUCAAAUUUCAAAAAAUUUCGUCAACUGGAGGUUCAUCAAAUCAAAACAUGAUCCUUCAUGAUCAUCAAAGCUCAAGGAAUCGAUCUCCUGAGAGAGGCUGGGUUGAAAAAUGUCUGGGUUACUCCUGUCUCCAGUUGUUCUGGCCGAGGGUAGUCGUCCGCAAAUGGCUCAAUAUUUCUGAUAAUUGUUCAGAUUACAGUGCCGAUUCCGAUGACAGCAUCCAUGAUUCCGUUGACACAGAAGCGUUUUGUUAUCGGCCGAAAGAAUCCAGACUCGAUGAUAAGAAACGAGAUGAUUUUCAGAGUGAUUUAAUUGGAGCUUUUCCCAGGUCAAGAAGACGAAAAUCAGAGACAUUCAGAACACAAUAUAUCGACACUAAGGAACUCAGAGUAUCUGUUAAUACUUGGAAUGUUGGAGGUGAACUUCCACCAGAAGACUUAAACAUCAAAAACUGGCUUGAUACUGAAUACCCUGCAGAUAUAUAUGUAAUUGGUUUUCAGGAAAUCAUACCUUUAAACGCUGGCAAUAUCUUUGGUUCUGAAGAUAAUUAUCCAAUUUUGAUAUGGGAAAACAUCAUUCGUGACACUCUUAAUAAAAUUCAACCUAUAAAGACUGAAUUCAAAUCCUAUAGCAACCCUUCUUCUCCAUCAAGAUUUAAAAAACCUCCAAAUAUAGAAGAUGAAUUUAUGCUAGAAAGUGAUGAAGAGUGUGAGAAUGAUCCAGUAGGGCAAAAUUGUAAUUAUUGGGUUGAAAAACUAGAUCUUGACUCUAUAAUAAGCUUGAAGAAACACAUCAAGAAUGUACACGUGUCAACUGUUGGUGUUGGUGUAAUGGGCUACAUAGGUAACAAGGGUUCGAUAUCAGUUAGUAUGUCUAUAUAUGAAACGAACUUUUGUUUCGUAUGCACUCACUUAACAUCUGGUGAGAGAGAAGUUGAUGCAAUUAAGAGGAAUGCUGACGUGGAUGAAAUACAUAAAAGAACAAAUUUUAAUUCCAUGUCAAAAGUCGCACUUCCAAGGAGCAUUAAGGAACAUGAGCGAAUAAUUUGGUUAGGUGAUCUUAAUUAUCGUAUCAAUUUACCAUACGAUGAAACAUGUGACUUAAUUUCCAAAAAUGACUUGUCCAAGUUGCUAGAGAGUGAUCAACUUGGUUGGGAGCUAAAAAAAGGUGGUGUAUUUGAGGGGUGGAAAGAGGGAAAUUUGAAUUUUCCACCAACUUAUAAAUACGAGCAAAAUUCAGAGAAAUAUUAUGGGGAGGAUCCUAAAGGGGGUAGGAGGAAUCCAGCAUGGUGUGAUCGGAUACUUUGUUAUGGGAAGGGGAUAAAGCAAGUGGGCUAUAAAAGGGCUGAGAUUAGGGUUUCUGAUCAUAGGCCAGUUUCUGCGUUGUAUAUGAUAGAGGUUGAAGUUUGCUCUCUACGAAAAUUACAAAGGGCUGUAAUUUGGUAAAUAAUAGUAGUAAUUUUUUUAGUAAUUGUAAAUAAAAUGUUGUAAUAGAAAGAAAUGGAAGCAAGAUGAUAUAGUACACAAAUAAAUGAAAGUGUGUUGUUAUUUAUUGUAUUUAGCCCUAGAUAUCUUUGUCAUGUGUAGGGAUUGUUUGAUGAAAUUGUUUUUGAGUAACU
Molecule: messenger RNA, 1898 nt
Organism: Lactuca saligna
Lineage: Eukaryota; Viridiplantae; Streptophyta; Magnoliopsida; Asterales; Asteraceae
Source: the annotation of a GenBank genome assembly